This is a messenger RNA of Talaromyces stipitatus ATCC 10500, 3966 nucleotides long. RefSeq names its product GARP complex component (Vps54), putative. Lineage: Eukaryota; Fungi; Ascomycota; Eurotiomycetes; Eurotiales; Trichocomaceae. Gene Ontology annotation, biological process: Golgi to vacuole transport; retrograde transport, endosome to Golgi. The transcript is spliced from 3 exons. The record is from RefSeq and is a predicted model, not a curated record. Gene Ontology annotation, cellular component: GARP complex. Bases 1 to 3327 code for a protein of 1108 amino acids. Gene Ontology annotation, molecular function: syntaxin binding.
AUGACUUCGAGCCCGCGGAAGUCGAUUGACAGCCUGGCUUCAGUUACCUCGAUACCAUCGCUGCAACAAUUCAGUCAGAAUACAUAUGACUCUCCUCGGAUUGCGCCGGCACAGCGAUUACCGCAGCGACGAUCGUCUACCGCUAGCUCUCUUGUUAGUAUCGGCGGGAUUUUGGAUUCGUCUACUCAUCGCUCUUCUAUUGCAGAGCUAGCCAUCUCAGCACUUCUACAACCACCCAUCGUUCGUACCGGUCUCGUCGCUCAUACCUCCAUACCGGCAACGGGUUAUAAACCACCCACAGCACGGGACAUACCUCCGGUGACGCUGACGAAUAUAUCGAAUGUCGAGUCCAAAGCAUUUCAGCCGUACCUUGAACAAGUCGGUUCACUGUACGAUGCGUUCCAACGAGCGAAAGAAGGAAGCGGAAACGAGGAAAAUGACUCUCAUUUGGUCAGGAACGAUGCAACUCUGUUUCCUUCAUCUGCACUCUCGCCUAGAAUUGAUGAAUAUGAUGGUCGAAGGACGCCUAUUCUAGAACGGCGUUUAUCCGGUGUGUCGACGAGUUCUCGCGCCCAUUCUCCGUUUGAUAUGAGAGGUAUGAGGCGUUCAUCGUAUGGUAAAGGUGCACAAGCAGUGACACCGUUGUCGACGAUACCGAAUGUGUAUUUUGAGGAGGAUUUCCAUCUUGAGAAUCCGCGUACCUUUGAUGUUGUGUCUGAGAAAUCAGAAGUUGUGCGUCAGCCAUCCAAAGCUUCGGAUCAGGCAGGUAAUGGUGCAGCUGUUGAACCCCCCGCAACUAGAAGGAAAGCACUUGCGACAAAUGCUAUUCUACAGGAAAAGCUCUCUUGGUACAUGGACACAGUGGAGAUACAUCUGAUAUCAUCAAUCUCUACGGCCUCAAAAUCCUUCUUCACCGCUUUGGGGUCAUUGCGUGAACUCCAUGCAGAGGCAGCGGAUUCCGUGAGACGAAUUCAGAUCUUGCGAAAGGAUUUGAACAAGAUCGAUAAGGAGAUGGCAAUGGGAGGACUGAAGGUUGUCAAGUUGCGCCAGCGGCGUCAAAAUAUUCGCAAGUUAGCCGAUGCUAUGAGCCAACUUCACGAAGUAGUUGAGGCCGUGACAGAGUGCGAAAACAUCAUCGACCAGGGAGAAGUCGAGGAUGCUAUUGAUGGGCUGGAUGAGGUGGGUCUACUGCUGGCUGGCGAACAGGCGACUAGACGUCGCAACCAGGACGCUGCUGAGCAGAGACCGCCAGUUGAUCUUAGAGGUCUUCAUGCUCUGCAAGGCAUCGACGAAGAACUCGCGAGAUUGAGACAACGGAUAGGUGUGAGAUACGAAAGCAGGUUUGUGGACGAUCUACUUACAGAUCUAAGGCGACAUAUUAGUAGUGUACCUGGAGAUGUUACACUACAACGCUGGGGUGCAUCAUUCCAAAGGAACCGGGGUGGACAUAGAGCUCCGCCUUCUAUCUCUCCAGCAUAUAUUGCUUUUGAUGGGGAGCUUAGGUCGAAACUACAUGCCGAAUUGGUAGGAUUAGGCCGAUCGCACUAUACAAUGCCCGCAGCUACAUCUUUCAAGACGGCUGUCUUGCGCGAGAUGAAAGCUCUUAUACGAAAACAUCUUCCUAGCUCGUCUGACGACGAUAAUGAGUCGGUCAUGUCGGCAUCUACGCACGGCGGACGACAGCUGAGUUCGCAAGAGAAGUCUUCAAUUUUAGCUCGAAACCUGCGAGCACUGGAUGCCGAUUCCGCGUAUGAUAUGCUCAAGCAGAUUUAUACGGGAGUUAGUGAAUCGCUGAGAAGAUUGGGUGUGCAAGUCAAGGUGCUGUUAGACAUUACCAGUGGACUUGGAGCUCAGCCAAGUCCAGCUAUUGCUCGGUCAGCGACACGUAGCCCUGAUCCACAGAACAUCAAGCAGACUCCACGUUCGCAUGGAAGUGCGGCUGAAGUGGCAGCUGUUCAGGAAGAGAUCCUUCAGGUUCUCGACAUGUCUAGCUUAUUAGGUCAAGCAGUGGACAUUGUGCAGUCACAGAUUGUAAAGGUAUUGAAAGUACGGUCUGAGCAGACAUCACACCUUCCCAUUGAGGACUUUUUGAGAUACUUUAGCCUGAAUCGACUCUUCGCCGACGAAUGCGAGGCUAUAUCUGGACGCAGUGGAACGUCCUUGAAGACGGUAGUCGACAACCAGAUUCGUGAUUUCAUUGUCAGGUUCAGUGACAACCAGCGACACAAGAUUGUGCAGGUCAUGGAUGCGGAUAAAUGGGAUGCCAGAGAUUUCGGCGACGUCGAAAAUGCUGUCCUCGAACGAAUCCUUCGUGCUAGUACGACCGAUGUGGAUCUGUGGUUGCAUGUUUCUAGGAUCUGGCAGCCUGCAGAAGCGGAGUCACCUGCGACGAACCCCAAUGCAGAGAAUGGGACUGGUGUAAACGGUUCGGCGAAGGAGAAAGAAAAACUACGCCAUGCUAGCUUUGAUGAACAGCGAUAUGUACUCCCUGAGUCUGCGGUGACGAUCAUGAAGAGUAUCGAGGAGUUUGAAUACCUGAUGGCAAACCUGCCUAGUAUGACCCAGGACAUUGGCUCGAAUCUGGUUGAAUGCUUGAAACUCUUCAACUCGCGAUCUUCGCAAUUGAUUCUUGGUGCGGGAGCUACCAGAAGUGCCGGACUCAAAAAUAUCAACACCAAGCAUCUUGCGUUAUCCUCACAAGCACUGAGCUUCAUCAUUGCGCUUAUUCCAUAUGUUCGAGAAUUUGCUCGCAGACAGUCACCGUCCAGUCAACUCAUGGGUGAAUUCGACAAGGUUAAAAGACUAUGUCAGGAGCAUCAAAAUGGCAUCCACGAAAAACUAGUGGAUAUCAUGGGAGGCCGGUCAGCUAGUCAUGUCAAUUCCAUGAAAAAGAUAGAUUGGGAUGCAGAAAAGGAUCUCAAGGCUGUUAGUGGAUAUAUGGAGACAUUGACGAAAGAGACGGCGACAUUGCAUCGUGUGCUUGUACGGCAUUUUCCUGAAAUGACCGUUAUGAUGAUUAUGGAACCGGUUUUUAAGAGUUAUAGGGAGCAAUGGAAAAAGGCUUUUCAGGAGGUUAACCUCAAGACGGAAUCAGGACGACAGAGGAUGCUUUCCGAUGUCGAAUACUUCAAAUCCAAGAUGGGCAAGAUAGACGGUUCCGGGGAUUUGGGUGAUACAUUGAUUCAAGUUGUGAAUGCGAAGACCAUAUUACCCGAGAAUAUAGCUGAACCAUCACCACAGACAGAAACUUCGUCUCCAUCGAACGAAGCGUCGUCAUCUCCACCCGUACCGGAGAAGGAUGACAAGAAAGCUGAUAGCAAGUCAUAAGAGUCGAUAUCCAUGAUGCUUGAGAAGACUACAUAUUAUACCACAUUAUUCUACUUUUCUCCGACUGUGAUUUAUUGUACCACGAUACUUACUACCUUAUACCUUUCCUUCUACGCUAUCUUCCCAGUUAGCAUUGUACAGGAAUACAGUUUAUUCUUAUGAGCGCCGAUUUUCAUUUCUCUUUUGCGUCUUUUUAGAACUGUACAUACACAUCUUUAAUUUAUGGAUAGAUGAAUGGAUCUUGUUGUAUGGGUAUUGUUUCGGGACUGGUCAUGCCAAUCCUUGAUGUCCCUAAAGACUAAAGAAGUAGGUUACGGUAUCGAAUAUCCAUCGACGAGCAUCGUAAUGUUCAGUCAUUUCUCAUUCAUCCAUUGAUGUCGCCGGACGCCAUUCAUUCAUUCAUUCAUUCCAAUAAUCCAUCCAUCCCUUCAUUUCAUUUCCGAACGUUCUAGAUUUAAACACCAGGCUGACUUCCCAAACCCUUCUUAUCACCCAAAGUCUUGGGCUCAUGACCACCUUUCCCUGAUCCGCUACCGGUGCUUCCUCCGCCACCACUAGCAAGAUUGUUUCCGCCCAUUGUCUCGGGGAGAUCAGCUGCUUUGCCGGAGCGGUCUAUAUCUGAGCCCUACAAAUUCACUG